AUGUACGUGGGGUGCGGGCGCUUAUCGAGAGCGCACUCGGCCCUGGAGUGGGGCGGGCGGCUGGGGGAGGCAGGGCUGGCUGCUGGCGCCUGGUGUGCCGCGGGGUCCCCGGUGCUGCCGCGGGUCGGCAUCCCCAUCACCCCAUGGGCUCGGGGGGCCCUGGUGUCCUCGAAGCCCCCCCUCGGUCGAUCGGCCUUCCCACGUAACGCCAGCCAAACUGGACACCGCGGUCCCACAAGAGACCGGCGCCCGCCCGCGUGCCACCUCCGGCCCGGCCCGGACUCGCCCGCCGCUGCCCUGCCCCACGCCGGCCCCGUGUCCCACGGGUCGGCCACGGGUGAAUGCCGCGAUGCUGCGACCAUCACCGACUUGUGCAGCGGCGAUAUCCCGGAGGUGGAAAUCAUCAGCCUGCUGGGUGAGCAGCUGCCCCGCUACACACUGCGGGCUGACACCGUCUUCCGCUACAACCUCACCUCACCCCCCAGCAGAUCGAGCCUGCAGUACGCGGAGUGUUUCCUGUGCGCUGAGCGGGUGGUCCGGAUCACGAAGACCUACCAUGACAUUGAUGCUGUCACCAACCUGCUGGAUGAGAAGGAGCGGGACCUGGAGCUGGCGGCGCGCAUCGGGCAGUCCCUGCUGAAGCAGAACCGGAGCCUGACCGAGCGCAAUGAGCUCCUGGAGGAGCAGCUGGAGUUGGCCAAAGAGGAGAUUGCGCAGCUGCGCCACGAGGUCUCCAUGCGGGAUGACCUGCUCCACUUCUACACCACCACAACAGAGGAGAGCGAGCCCACCUCUGCCACCGCCACGCCGCUGCGCAGGCACGAGUCCUCGCUGUCCCUGCAGCAGUACUUGCAGUAUGACACCUUGCAGCAGAAACUCAAGUGCCUGGAGGAGGAGAACCAGAAACUUCGCAUGGAGGCCACCAACAUCGCAACCGAGACCUGUCAGUACGAGGACCAGGAGCAGCAGCUGAUGAUUGACUGUGUGGAGCAGUUCUCUGAAGCAAGCCGGCAGGUCGUUUACCUCUCCGAUGAGCUGGCCCGCAAGGCGGAGGACACGGCACGGCAGCAGGAGGAGAUCAGCCAGCUCCUGGCGCAGGUUGUGGACCUGCAGCAGAAGUGCCGCAUGUAUGGCUCGGAGGUGGAAGAGCUCCAGCAGCACCUGGCCGUGGCAAAGGAGGUGCAGCAGCAGCUCCGGACGGAGCUGCGGGACCUGCAGGAGAAGUACUCAGAGUGCGGCGGGAUGCUGCAGGAAGCCCAGGAGGAGGUCAAGAACCUGCGCAGCCGAAGCCUGCCCAACAGCACCAUCAGCCGCUAUGGUGCACCCAGUCUCCUGCCCGUGGACUCACUGGCGGCUGAGAUCAAGGGGACAAUGAGGAAAGGGACAGACAGCUCCUCCUCGGACUACAAGAGCUAUCUGCGUGUCUUUGAGACGGUGAAAGCAGUGAACCAGGUCACCAAAGCCAAGUCUUGCGCCGAGUCUCCCCACAACAUGCCGGGCUCCAAGCAGUUGUCAGCUGCCCCCUCCGGGGGGGCCAGCACCCCCCGCACCAGCUGCUCCGGCUCGGAGGGUGCCCAGGGCGUGGAGGCCAGAGAGGAGCCCCGAGCGGCCCCGGGCCGGCAGGACCUGGAGGCGGCGGUGCAGCGGCUGUCGGCGCGGCAGCAGAGCCAUGCCUCGGAGGAGCGCUCCUUCUUCGAGGCGGAGAGGGAGCACAAGCUGUGGCGGCUGAGGGAUGGGGAGAGCUCCAGCGGCUUCCUCACCCCCAACGAGAGCAUCGUCUCCACUGGGACCAACUACUCAGGGGGCUCGGAGCUCACUGCUGGCUCUGGCUUCUCCCUCAGCUCCCUCACCUACCUGCCCGACAAGCUUCAGAUCGUGAAGCCCCUGGAAGGCUCUGUGACGCUCCACCACUGGCAGCAGCUGGCACGGCCCAACCUGGGUGGGAUCCUGGUGCCCCGUCCCGGGGUGCUCACCAAAGACUUCAGGCAGCUGGACAUUGACCUGGAGGAGGUCUACAGCCUCAACGACCUGGAGGAGGACGACGUGGAUGCCAGCUCCUUCCAGCUGCUCCCUACCUCAACGCCCGCCAAAGCCAAGGAGCGCCCUGGGGCCUAGCUUUCGCUCUCCCUGUUCCUCUCUGUUAACAACCUCCCCCAGACCCCGUCUACCUUCACCAUCACCACCUGCCACAUCCUCCACCCCACCACUGAGAUCACCACGGUGACAUCCAGCCUGUAUAACGCUGUCGUGCCUUCUUGUGGGCCCCUUGAGGGGCUGAGCCUCGGCAGUCCCUCGCCAGAGCUGUCUUCCCCUGUGCUGGUGCCUGGCCCCGGACCCCCGAGCACCCCCAUGGGACUCGUCAGGCUCUUGCUGGUGCGGGGCAUCUCUGCCUCGGUGCCAGGGACUGGGUCGUGGUGGGCCCCCCCGCUCCCCUCCCAGGACCCCCAGCAUGCUGAGACCUGGCCCUUGCCUGCGGGCGGGGGGCAGGACAGACCCCCACCCAGGAGCAGCAUCUUCAGCUUGAACCUGGUGGAGAAGCUGCGGCGCCUGGGGCUGGACAAGGUGGUGGCUAGAGGGGAGAUGUCCUACACCCGGGGAGAGCGCAGGGGAGCCAGGAGUGCGCUGACGUGA
Molecule: messenger RNA, 2631 nt
Organism: Aptenodytes forsteri (emperor penguin)
Lineage: Eukaryota; Metazoa; Chordata; Aves; Sphenisciformes; Spheniscidae
Gene: HAP1
Product: huntingtin associated protein 1
Exons: 18
Biological process (GO): neurotrophin TRK receptor signaling pathway; anterograde axonal transport of mitochondrion; neurogenesis
Cellular component (GO): dendrite
Molecular function (GO): signaling receptor binding
Source: RefSeq, a predicted model, not a curated record